Aegilops tauschii subsp. strangulata is the source of this 555-nucleotide messenger RNA. Lineage: Eukaryota; Viridiplantae; Streptophyta; Magnoliopsida; Poales; Poaceae. The record is from RefSeq and is a predicted model, not a curated record.
AUGGAACAGCGGGCUGAGGAAGAUGCGGCACUGGGCUGGGCCUUGGCGCAAGGCUUCGGUCGCCUGUCUCCCUUGCAGACGAGGGCGAGGCAGAGGUCGGGCAAGGAGGAGCUCGGGCGGCUCCGCGGCGCGGCUGACUUCGAGCGCAGGGAGACGGUGCGGCGCCGGGGGAGGAUCACGGCCGACGCGCUUGAGGGCCUGCACGGUGGCCUCCAUGGCCGGCGGCCGUGCGGUUCGCGCAAGGUGAGGGGCGCCAUGAGAUGGGGCCUGCAGAGGGGAGGAGGCAUGGCGGAGCGGAGAGCUCGGGGCGCCGGCGGUGGCCACGGGAAGGAGAAGAGGGGCUUAGCGCGGUGGUGCGAGGAGGAGGUAGAGGGGAUCGGGACAAGGGCACAACGCGGGAGGAAGCUUGCGAGGGGCCAUGGCGAGGAGGCAGAGGGAGGACGCGGCGACGGCAGGAGGAAGAACGGGCGAGGGGGAGUUCCUGGAGGCUGGCGGCGCUGGGGAAACGGGUGCGGGGGGCUCCUCCCCUGGCUCGAGGUGUGUGUGUGUGGCUGA